This is a messenger RNA of Triticum urartu, 2992 nucleotides long. The record is from RefSeq and is a predicted model, not a curated record. Lineage: Eukaryota; Viridiplantae; Streptophyta; Magnoliopsida; Poales; Poaceae.
UUUAUAUGCUUAUGUUAGAGAUUUAGCAACAAAGUUCGCUAUCGUUGUUUAGUCCAUCUUCUGCAAAUAACUCAUUCGCUUUGCGACAGGGAUUCUACACAAUGCCACCAAAGAGAACCAAGAAAAUUCAAUCACACUCAUCAAAUCAAGGGAAGCAGCAGGAGCAGCAGGGUAAGCAGGAGAAGAAGGGGCCGACACCCCGAUGGAGACAACAAUCAGAAGCGCGGGUCCGCAAAAACAAACAGCACUCCAUGAAGGACGUCAAGGUUUUCAAAAUUGAUGUCAAUGCAACACAGGAACAAUUUGACCAGUUUACCGAAGACCGAAUCAACCACAUGCGCAACGUUGCUUCAGCAUUUGUUAAUGGCGCACCCGUGACACCCCCGUAUAUCAAGGAUUGCGUCACGUAUCACAUUGUGAGACUGACUGAUACGGUGGGUAAAGGCCCUUCCGUGGACAUUCUCAUCCAAGAAUACAAUCUCUACAUGAUAGGUUUUAGGGCAACAAGAACAAAUGCUGAUGACGGUGGGGGAUGGUUUCACUUUGCUGGUGAAGUCAUGCCGAAAUUCAUGACAUCUCUCCCCAUCACCUAUUCAUCCAGUUACAGCAUGGGAUCGUUGCAGAUCAGGUUGGGGUUUGGUGUCCUUGAUGAGAUUCGCAUCAUCCUUUUGGGCUUCACUGUCCAAAACAGAUUGGACAAAACAAGCGAGAGACUACUGAGCCUAUCCAUUGCCCCUUACAUGUUGAGUGAGACCGUGAGGCUUCAAAAUGCUCGAAAUGAUGCAGGACGAUACAUUUUGCAUAAAAUAAGGGAAGUUCUCCCGUUGGUAAACCAAUGGGCUGAUAUAUCUCAUGUUGCAUUCGACUACGUGAUUUCCCUAAACAGCAAAGUUCUAGAGAGAGCUGCGAAGACAUACAACCUACGUCUUUGCUUAGAGCUAGAGGGACCUGUUUUUACUUAUGAACUGAGGUUGCUCGUGGGGCCCGAGGGAUAUCUCCGUGUGCUGUUAUAUGAUGAAGACUAUGUAGCAUCUCUGAUAGAGAAGCGCGAAAAAGACAACCCACCGAGCCAAACACUUGAGAUCAGAAACUUGGAUAUUCAAGGUGAAUCUUUCAAAUAUUCAGAGCUGCAAGAAGAACUAUGGAAACAGUGCUGCAGAUUUGGGAAUGUUGUUUCUCUAGAUGCCGAUGAAGAUCAUAAUGUAAUUGCGCAAUUUUCUCACCCAAAAGCAGCAGACGAAGCCAAGAUCUUUUUUGAUGGGAGCAUUAUCGGUGGGAGAGUGGUGGAGGCGGUAUUUUCUCCUUCUCGAAGAUAAGAGGUAUGUAGGGAUAUCUACAGCUUUACUUGGUCAAGUAAUCAGGAGAAUCCUACCAUAGAGAAACUGGAUAGUGUUUUAGUUUCCAUGCAAUGGGAGAUGUUUUUUCCCUUUAGUUUUUGUUAAUGUUCUUCCCAGAACUCUCUCUGACUAUUCUUCUCCUUUGGUACUAGAUGUGUCAACAGUAAAAGUACACAAAACUAGCGUGUUUAGAUUUGACCUAUGCUGGUUCUUGCAGCCUGAUUUAGACAAUGUAGUUAUGAAAUGUUGGAAAGAUAGUUACUGUGGUAGAUCUUUUACAGAGCUUUAAGGAGAGCUCUUAGGGGUUGGAACAUUAAUUACGAAGCCAGCAAUUAAAAAGAGAAAAAAUAGCUCGCUGAGGAGAUAGAUGCUAUAGAUCGAGAGAGUGAGAUGGCGGGCUAAAGUUCUACUACUAAAUAUUUGCACAGGAAGCAUUUAAGUGACAGAUUGUGUCAGUAACACUCCAAUAUCAGUGGAGAGCGAUUCACCGGUUUGGAGCCUUGAGAAAUCUGGUGUCUAUUCCAUGAGAUCGUUCUAUAAGAUGAUCAAUUUUGGUGGUGUGUGUGGUGAUCUUGGGGAUUGUCUAUGGAAGAUUAAAACACCACCACAUAUUCAUGUGUUCUUGUGGCUUGUUGCUUACAACAAAUGCCUGACCAGGGAUAACUUAGCGAAACGACAAACAGUGCCUGACAUGUCCUGUGUUUUUUGUUCAGAAUUAGAAUCUGUGCAACAUCUUUUUUUCGAUUGUGUGGUUGCUAGACAGAUGUGGGAGAUACUUUCAGAGACCCUGCACAUUCCAGCUCCUUGUGAUUUUAAGUCGAUUACUUUCCUUUGGAAGCAUGUGAAGAAAUAUGAGGCUGUUAAUUUGGUUACUUCUGCUACCUUGUGGGGCUUAUGGCGGCUUUGAAAUGACUUUGUCUUUCAGGGGCGAAAGUGGCGAAGUAUGAGAUGCGUGGUGGAUUCGGUGGGUUCUCUGGUGCGGCAGUGGAAGGUGCUCUGCUCAAAUGCCCAAGCUACGCUGCUACUUGAGUGCCUAGGACUGCUCGAUCAUCGGCGAGGAGAAUUGCUUAGGAUUGGUAGGAGAUGAGCCUCGUCUAGCUACCCUCAUGGAGCUGCAGUGCAUGAGAGUCUUCUUAUUUUGCUGUAGCUUUGAACUGGGUAGUAUUUUGCUGCCUUCAUGGAGCUGCGAGGAUAAUUGCUUAGGAUUGUGUGGUGAACUGAGCAGUUGUAAUAAGUUAGCGGUUGCAGUUAGUUUUAAACUGCAAGCUUAUGCUCUGAAUCGUCCUAACUGCUGUGGCCUAUCGCCCCCCUGUUUCCCCCCUCUGUUCUCUUCUCCCUGGUCAUGUGAGUGUGUGUGUGUGUGUGUGUGUGUGUGUGUGUGUGUGUGUGUGUGUGUGUGCGCGUGUGUGUGGACCAAGACUGAGCUACAUCUGGUAUGGUUUGUGGGCAUGAGCGACUACCUAAAAACUUACACAACAUGUUUACCAAUCCAAAAAUAUAGGCUUAUUUUCAGAGGAAGGGUGACCAAAACUAACAGAUUUUGCUAAGAAUCAUCUGAGAUCUGGCUUGCAAAAAAAUCAUGCGUGUUCAACUAUCCGCACCCAAACAAGAAGUGAAGUAUAGACUAUACUGAAUUUAUAUUAGUUGGCAGGCAG